Messenger RNA from Protomyces lactucae-debilis, 1400 nucleotides. RefSeq lists its product as uncharacterized. Bases 135 to 956 code for a protein of 273 amino acids. The transcript has a single exon. The record is from RefSeq and is a predicted model, not a curated record. NCBI's taxonomy places the organism in Eukaryota, Fungi, Ascomycota, Taphrinomycetes, Taphrinales, Protomycetaceae.
GGAACAGACUGAGAAUGCAUUGACUGAUGCUGCCUCCUAUAUAAUGCCCCCUCACCCUCCCUCCCCUCCCCCCCAAUCCAUCCACCAACACCACCACCACGCUCUCUAGCUACCCACACUCUCUUUGUACAACCAUGCAGUUCCUCACCACACUCGCUACCCUCGUCGCUGCUGCCAGCGCAUACCAAGUGCUCACUCCUGCACUCAACUCGACUGUUGCAAAGGGAUCCACCAUCGACGUCAGGUACUCCUCAGUCGUCUCAGAUGCAGACUUCUUCUCCGUCUACCUCACCAACUUCCAGACCUCACACUGGCCUCCUACCGUGCUCUCCCUUGCACAGAACGUCAGGCGUGACGCUGGUGUCGUCUCUGUCCGCAUCCCUUGCGACUUGACUUCAGACUAUGGCUGGACACUCAACUUCGUCAACGGAACAAACACCUACGUGAUUUACGCACAGUCCCCCGUCUUCACAUUGACUGGUGAGUGCAAGGACCCUCUCCCAGCCCCAGCACCCGUCUUCACCAACACAUCCGGCAUCGCAUCUACCACCACUGUCAUCACAACCGUGGUCUUCCCCCAGCCUCUGCUCUGGUUUGUCCAACCCUCAGCUGUUGCCGCUGUCGCCGCUGCUCAGUGCCCAGCACCCGUCACAGUCACUGUUCAAGUCCCCGCUGCCGCCUGCACACCUGGCGCUGCCGUUGUUCCUGCACCUGCUGCUGCCCCUGUCGCUGGUGUGCCCGCUGCCGUUGUUGUUGCUAGGCCAGCAGCUGUAUCUGGUGCUGCUGGUGCCGCUGUCGUUGCUGUUGCCUCAGGUGCCGGUGCUGCUGCCGCUCGUGCCUCUGGCUCGGCUGCUGCCCUCCCCAUCUACACUCUGCCUGCGUCAAAGAACGGUGCUUCAGCUGCUGCUGUCGGUGCUGGUGCCGGUGUGGUGGCUCUUGCUGCGCUUCUGCUCUAAGCAAGCGAGUGUCUUUGUAUUCCAUAAGACCUUGUAUAUGCAAAAAUUGUUGUUGAAUUGGUUGUGCCUUGGCAUCUGAAGUAAGAUCCCUCUGGUUGUGUCUUUGUGUACUUUGCGACAUUGACACGCGCAACGACACUCCACAUAAGACAAACCCGAUGAAUCGCAUCUUUGGCACACGGAAUAAAGCUGCGACGCCAUCACUGGCAGAUGCCAUUACAGCCACAGAUGCACGCGCCGGUGCCAUACAAGUCAAGAUUGCGAAAUGCGACGUUGAACUCGCUGCACACCAGCAAAAGAUUAGUCGCCUUCGUGGUGCUGCGCAAGAGGCUGCCAAACGGCGCGCCUUGGGUGUAUUACGACAAAAGAAGCAGUAUGAACAACAACUCGAUCAACUCAUGCAGCAAUCCUUCAAUAUGGAGCAAGCCAAUUUAACGACGGAGA